ACAGCAACAAUGAGCGCACCCCGGGAGCUCUGCCCACACUCCCCGGACUCCCACGCACUCUCCCAGCCAAUAAAUUCCCCAGUGCCAGCAUGCGGCGAGGCACCGAGGCACUGGGUGGGUUCCCUGACAUGCAGCUGCCCACCCCGGCCUUGCUCUGCCUGCUGGGCUGCUGCUGCCCCCGGGGCACCAGGCCGCGGCCUUGUUGGCGUCCUCACCGUGCCAAUUGUAGGCCCCUGCGGCUCCUGGGACCACGAGCAGUUCUGCCCCAGGGGCUACGCAAUGGGCUUUGAACUCAAGGUCCAGCCCUUCCAGGGAUUUUGGCUGUUUGGUGAUGACACCUGCUCUGCAUGGACAGCACAGUCAUUGAGUCCUCCGUGGGGUGGUGAGCAGCCUUCACUUUCUCAUCCUUCUUCAGGGCAGCAGCUGCUGGGGAGCCUGAAGGGAAACCAGUGCAAUCGUUUCUCCACAUCCCACUUGAGGAGGUGGGGGAACUGGACCAAGGCCCAGCUCUGCUCCAGCAACAGGCGGGUUUCAUUCUCGCUGCGUGCAGAAAGGUGGCAGUACCUGCGUGACAACACGGCAGUAAGCAGUGUGAGAUUUGCCUGCUCCAAUGGGAAACAGCUGGAGGGCUGGGGACUUUCAGGGGGUCACUUCGGCCCAUGGAGCAGCAACUGCACCUCUGGGGCCAUCUGUGGGCUCCAAAGGUGGAGAAACCACAGGGAAAGUGGGAUGACACAGCUCUCAGUGACAUGAGAAUAUUCUGCUGUGAGUAAGCCUGACUUCCCACCCAUGCCAGCAUCUACACAGCUGCACAGCAUUAAACCUUGAAUCUGUCCUUGCACAAAGA
Cyanistes caeruleus (blue tit) is the source of this 847-nucleotide messenger RNA. The record is from RefSeq and is a predicted model, not a curated record. Lineage: Eukaryota; Metazoa; Chordata; Aves; Passeriformes; Paridae.